This is a messenger RNA of Nezara viridula (southern green stink bug), 2188 nucleotides long. The record is from the annotation of a GenBank genome assembly. Lineage: Eukaryota; Metazoa; Arthropoda; Insecta; Hemiptera; Pentatomidae.
UCAUGUUUAAAAUGGCUCGUCCUACUUACUUUUUCAACUUUACAUCUAUUCAGACAUGCUAACUUUCCUUCCAAAAUCUGUUGCUUUACCAAUGUGGGUUCUUCAACAGAUCUGUUUUUUAGCUCUUCUAGGCCAUCAAUGUCCUUUAAAAUUAACAUUAGUUAGAUUUCAAUUCAUUUAUUGAAUUAAAUAAAACACUGUAAAAAUUCUUACCUUACAAACACUAAUUCUUUGAGCUUCCAAUAUCGCCAAGCUUUUCAUAAGUUUUAAAUAGUCAGCAUUACCUUUCAAUGGAAGAUAAUCUGUUUCAAAAUAAAAUAAACUAUCAUCUUCACAAGAGUUAUGACCUGUCUUGCUGAAAUUGGAUACGAAUUCGUUAACACCUUCGGGACGUUCCGUCAUUUUCAUAAAGAUUGCAUAAAGAAUUCCUAAACCAUUAAAUAUUCUUUAAACAAUUAUGAAGUGACAGAAAGGACAUUAAAGAUUCCCCGAUAACAGCAAUGAAACCUACUUCAAAACCACGCUCGGCGACCUCCACUGGUUUUGUUGAGGUGUCGGGAGUUGAUGAGCUGCCAAUGCAUUUUUCUCACGCUCUUAUCUACCAUUUGAAGUUUCUUAGAUGAGUUUGACUUUAUUGAUAAACAGAAAUUCAUAAUUCUCCAAAAUGGAAACAAUCUUACGGGAUGGAAUGUUACUGGGUAUGGGAAACCCUUUACUUGAUAUUUCAGGAGCCACUGAAGAUGCUAUUUUAGAGAAAUAUAAUUUACAGCCAAACGAUGCCAUUCUAGCCGAAAAAAAACACAUGCCUCUAUAUCAAGAAUUAAUUGAAAAUUAUAAAGUUGAUUAUAUUGCUGCAGGAUCAACAUUAAAUUCUGUCCGCAUUGCACAGUGGAUUUUACAAAGGCCAAAUGUAUGUGCAUAUAUAGGCAGUGUUGGUAAAGAUAAGUUCAGUAAAAUUUUAGAAGAGAAAUCAAGGGAAGAUGGUAUUCUUGCCAAAUUUCAGUUCACAACUGAAAGACCUACAGGUUCAUGUGCUGUUCUGAUUACUUCAAAUGGCCACAAUCGUUCGUUGGUUGCCAAUCUGGCAGCUGCUGAAUGUUUUACCAGAGAUCACUUGGAUGACCCAGAAGUUUCAAAAAUUGUUGCUAAUGCAGAGUUUUAUUAUUCUUCAGGUUUUUUCCUCACUGUAAGUAUUGAAACAAUAUUAGAAGUAGCUCAGGUCGCCCAUAGACGCAAUAAAUAUUUUAUGAUGAAUUUAAGUGCUCCAUUUCUGCCGAUAUACUAUAAAAAACAAAUGAUGCAGGCGAUGCCUUAUGUUGAUAUCCUUUUUGGAAAUGAAGCUGAAGCUCUUGCGUUUGCAAAAGAAAACAAUUUUGAGAUUGAUGAUAUGAAAGAAAUUGCUCUAAAAAUUACUACACUCCCGAAAGAAAAUCCUAAUCGACCUAGAGUUGUUAUAAUAACUCAAGGAACAUUACCAGUCAUCGUUGCAAAAGAGGGAUCUACUACUGAAUACCCUAUUCCUCUUAUUCCAUCAGAAAAAAUUGUUGAUACUAAUGGAGCUGGCGAUGCCUUUGUUGGAGGUUUUAUGGCCCAGUUCAUCAAAGGUGAGUCUUUGGAUAUCGCUGUAAAAUGUGCUAUUUGGGCCGCUGGUGUAAUUGUCCAGAAUUCUGGAUGUACUGUUACUGGGAAACCAGAUUUUGUCCCUUAUUAAGAUAUUUUUAUUUCAUUUUAGGGUUUAUAUUGGAUUUUUGAUUUAUAGAUGAAUUUUUUGUUGUUAUAUAUAUUUGCAGAAUCUAAAAACAUUAGGGAUUUUCAGUUUCUUAUGAAUUACUGAAUUAUAAUUUAAAUUUUUUUUUCUUUUAGACCUGCAUUUAUUUAUUUCAUGUUUUCUUAUAGUUUUAAUUGUACGUAGGCACAAUCUUUUUAUGUUGUGGUUUUAUAAUUAGGAAAAUUAAUGUUUAUCAUUAUAGUACAAAUUUUAAUUAACAAACAAUAUGUAUGGAAAUGUGCUCAUUGUUGGCUUAGGUUGUAUGAAACAUUUCGAUUGUUAAAGAUUUACAGUUGUUACUUUGGCUGUGAAUUAAAACUAUUUAUAGUUGCCAAAAUAAGUUUUCCCUUUACAAUUUUGUUUCAAUAUUAUUUUAUAUGUACUUAAUCCGUGCCUUAAAUAAGCAAUCGAUUAUUUUCA